GUCCGUGCUGCCUCCCGCACCUGCUCACCCAGGCUGUCACAGCCUCAUUGUGUCGCUGCCCUUGUGCAAUCUCACCGGCCUCACAAGGUGCCCACCAGUAUGAAAUACUAUGACCCGGCCUCACUGCCCCAGUACCGCGGGUGCUCCCAGCGCCCCAAGCCAGCACGGACGGUGCACUUCCCCAACGACAUUGUCUUCCAGGACAACAUCAGGCUGGGGGACCUGGAGCAGGUGGGCAGGUUUAUCCGAGCCAGGAAGGUCACCUUGAGCACCCUCUACCCCUCUGGCAUGGCAGCCCUCCAUGAAGCCGUACUCUCCGGGAACCUCGACUGUGUCAAACUGCUGGUGCGAUACGGCGCGGACAUACACCAGAAGGAUGAGAAUGGCUGGACCCCCCUGCACAUGGCCUGCAGUGAUGGCCACACGCACAUAGCCAGGUACCUCAUCUCUUUAGGGGCCAGGCUUGAUGCCACCAAUGACAAAGGGGAGAAGCCAUCUGACCUCAUUGACACUGACUCCAAGGACCUUGUGGAGCUCUUUAAAGCUGCCAGGAUGGACUGAGGAGUCUCUCCCUGGUGUGGGGCUCCUGUCGCUCGGACUCUCCAGCAGCAGAGGUGGGGCAAUGUGGUCGUCAGUCCUGGGGGCUGUUGAUCAGGGCAGUUGGGAUGUCUAGGGAAAGCAGAGAGUUUUGCUGUAACGUGUGCAUAGGAGAGCCUAGAGACAGAGAGAGUUCACCCAAUAACUGUACUGUAGGACCCCCGGAUCGCCAGGUGCACCAUGGGGAGAAACUGACCCUUCUCCACUGCUCUCAGCUCCACCGCAGAGCCAGUGUUCAUCUUCAGCUAAAACUGGAUUGGCCAAAAGGGCAGUGGCUGGGACGCACUGGUUCUGGUUGGCACUGGUGUGUGGUCACUGAAGCAGCAGGGGCUGAGCUGGCACCGAGUGGGCUCUGCUGUAUGGAAGCAUGUGCUAUAGGGCCCAGCUGGUGCUGAUAGUGGCACUGUCUCACUGGAAGCAUUAAAGCUGUUUCUUUGAGCUGCAGCUGCUCAGAAUAACCCUUGUCCGUCUGGGACAGAGAGAGAGAGAAGGUUAGCCCAGCUCUCAAGGUGGGAUGUAAUGCUGUACAGAUUAGAUAUCUUGUCAUAAUGUCCGUGUUAAAAGUCCUGUUUUGGAUUGAUCUUAUAGAUUUGCUUUUCUACCAUAGUGUCCAAUGGGUUGACCUGGUGGCCGGGUUCUUUUUGUUACUUUGAAAAUAUUUUUUACUUUUUCAAUAAACUGAUUUCCGGAUA
Molecule: messenger RNA, 1289 nt
Organism: Dermochelys coriacea (leatherback sea turtle)
Lineage: Eukaryota; Metazoa; Chordata; Testudines; Dermochelyidae
Gene: PPP1R27
Product: protein phosphatase 1 regulatory subunit 27
Exons: 3
Coding region: 100-561 (153 amino acids)
Molecular function (GO): phosphatase binding
Source: RefSeq, a predicted model, not a curated record